Molecule: messenger RNA, 3645 nt
Organism: Panonychus citri (citrus red mite)
Lineage: Eukaryota; Metazoa; Arthropoda; Arachnida; Trombidiformes; Tetranychidae
Exons: 4
Coding region: 1-3327 (1108 amino acids)
Source: RefSeq, a predicted model, not a curated record
AUGAUUAGAAUCUUUUUCCUAUCUAUUGGGAAAAGAUCAAGAAAAUCGACCAAAUCACCAAAGACAAUUAAACCUAAACGAAAACAAUUAACUGACGAUGAGAUUAAGAGAAAGAUUGUCAAAUCAAUCGGAUUAACGAUCUCGGAUCAGGACGAGGAAAACUUGGUGAUCCAUUUGAUUGAGGUGGUUCAUUCUUCGUGUGGAUUAAAGAUUACAGAGUCUCCAUUCAAUUCCCAUAAAGAUUGUAUGUUACGUUAUAUUCGUGAAGUGUUCAAUAUUAAUCAAAAGGAAUUCAAGCAAUUAGAACGAUCAGUUCUCAAUAGAAAGAACAAAAAUUUCACUCCCUCGGUUCGAUGUUGGAUUAAAAGAGCUCACGAUUUGCCUUCGACGAGUGCGAACGAUUCGGUUAAUCCUUAUUUCAUUGCUUAUUUGCUUAAUCCGUCGGUCUUGCCACCAACACCGAGAUCACCAUCAACUUAUACAACUAAAUUUGUCAAAUCAAAAGUGAUUAAAAACCAACACAAUCCAAGUUGGAAUAGUCAAGUAAUCGUCCCAGUUAAAGCUGAUUUGGUUACAUCUAAUAGAGGAGUAAUUGUUGAUAUUUGGGAUAGUAAAUCAGCCUCACUUAUCUCAGCAAUUAAAUCCUUGAAACAAUCGCGAUCAUCGACUAAUUGUUUUUAUGGUUGGAGAGAUUUACUCUCGGUGAUUAAUUAUAAAUUGGGUUCUAAAUUAUCAACCGUUGAUCUGAAAAUUGGAUCAACCUCUUUACCUUUAAACACAAUCUCAGCAAUUGAAACUCCAGUUUCAACCAAUUUAAUUGAUUCCAGUGGUUAUCCUGUUGGUAGGAUUGAUUUAAUUAUGGUUUGGGGAUCAACCCGAUUCGCUGAUCCAAUUGAUAAAUUGUCAAUGAUCCCAAUUCAUUGUAAAAUAAUUAGACACUUAAUCACUUGGCAUUGUCACUCGUUAAUCUUUAAAUGUAAAGGUAAAUCAUCAGAAUUACCUUAUUCAUCAAUUGAUUUUCAUUCAUUGUUUUAUAUUCCGGCAUCAACGUUACUUAAUCAACAUCGAAUUCAAAUCAACAUUGGUUAUUGGGAUAAUGUUUUACUCUGUCAUUGUGUUGCUGGUGAUAUGUUAAUUGAGCAGAUUAAAUUGCUUAUUCAAGCUAAUCAACCAAGAUCAGCUGAUGAGAUUUUUUUUCGAAGUUUAUUAAUUUCUUUAUUAUGUUCAAUUGAUUCAUCUGACCCUAAGCGAAAUUAUGAAAACUAUUUCUCUUUACAAUUAAGAGAAAUUAACUUCAGCUUAGCCGAUGAGAUAUUUGAUUUGUAUCGAUCAAUCAUCGCGCCCAUGCUGACAAAUCUCAUUGAGAAACACAAAGAUUACGCUAAUUAUCAUGAGGUUAUUCAAUUGCUACGAUUAUUUGCUCGAUAUGAGAGAUUAUAUAUUAACCAUGGAUUUCGAUAUAAAUUUAAUCAGUUGUUGUCCAGUGUCGUUCUCGCCUAUUUCAAUCAGAAUGUUGGUUCGUACGUUUCUUGGUCCGUUCUGAUAAUUGCAUUGGAAAACUUUCAGGAAACUAUCACUCGUCAUUGGUGCCAGUCAAUUGCGUCGAUUAUUGGUUCUUGUGGUCAAAUCAAAGUACAACGAUUGUUCAAUCGAUCUGCUGUUCGAGUGAUUGAAGAUGUAAUUAGCGAAUGGAGAAAAGAACCAAAGAAAAAUCAUCUUCGAAUGUUGAAUGUUUAUUUUUUCGUUCGAAGAUUAGAUCUGCUAUUUGGUGGUUGCUUGAUCGAAGAGAUUAAUGAAGGUACUAAUAUUCCUUUUUCUCCUGAUUAUGUUCGUCGAAUUGAAAUAGAAGGACCUAAAAAGAUUAAAGAGAAAUCCAAAAGUUCAACCGGAGAAAUUCCUCUUCUGAGAAAUAGCCUAUUCACCAUUUUGAUAAAUUCUUUGGGUAAAACUGGAAAAUCCAAACAGGUUGAUCAGCUGUUUGAUGAUGAUGAAAUGUCCUUAUUGCUACCGAGCUCGAUUGCAGCGAUUACUUGUCAAGCAAUUAACCAAAUACAAGUUAAAUCAUUCGCCCAAGUAACUAUCUCCCCAAGAGAUUUGAGGCUGGGACAAGAUUUUAGAUUUCGAGAUCAUUGUCUUGGCCUCGGUUUAUUGAAAGUGUUUCCCAAUAACCUGAAGGAUAAAUGGUUCGAGAUGAUGAAAAUUCAAGCUCAAGAGAUUGUAGAUAAAUCAAUCAACGAUGAGCUAUCAAGAGAUCUUGAAAAACACGGCACUAAAGUGGGGAAUCAAUUGAAUCGAUUCUUCUACGAUACUUUAGCAUGUACAAUAUAUUUUUUCGUCACACUGGAAGAUUGGUGCGAAGAAUCAAUGGAUAAAUCGAUAAGGUUAUUAUUCAACUCGAUCGAUUCUUUUGCUUCCAAACUGACCAGUUCAUCUUUAGCGAAUGUACUUUCAUCUUCGUCUGAGCAAUUAAAUACAUUUCGUUUAAUACGAACUAUCAAUGGACUGUCCAUUCUACGAUGUAGAUAUUUGCAAAAGCUUCUGAUCGAAAUAUUGACUGAUCGUAAAUCGGAAGAGGUUUGGAAUUGUUAUUGGACCUUUUUCGACCUUGAGACAGUUACUUUCGAUGAUAAAAUUCAACCGGAAACUGAAUUAAUCAAUAAACUAUCUGCCAAGAAUUUAGAUCGAGUGGUUGUCCAGCGUUUAAUGGCCACACUGGUCAUUAUUGAGAGCAUUUGUUUUGAUAUUAAUCGACAUGAAGAUUUACUGAUUGAUAAAGUUAGUGAGAUCUUUUUGAAACAUCAUCUCUCAAUGACCAGGGAAGUUAUUGAAUCAGCUGAUAGAGAACCAUCAUCCCAACAUGAUCAGCAUGAUUAUCAAGAAUUAAUCAACACUUUCCAUGAUGAUUCGGUCAGAAUCAUUUCACUUUUGAAUUCUGACGAUGUUAAAUUUAACCUUUUACUCGACAUGAGACAUAAACUGAUGAUCUGGUUGCCGAUCAUGAUUCGGUCACUUUCCGAGGCUUACGAACGAGAGAAAAAGUCGAAUAAAGGUCAAAGUGUCGUCACGAGAGUUCAGAUAAUUAAACUGUCCAUCAUUGGCGAAGAAUUCCUAUCAAAACUUGGAGAAUUAGCUCGGUCGAUGAAAAGUCAGAAGAAAAAUAGUAUCAGUUCACUUCUGAGUAAACUCAGUUUCUCACUCGAUUUAACUUCCAUUGCCUCGAGUGUUCUCGGUGAAAAACUGGACAAAUCGAAAAUUCCGAGUUCGCUUUUAGAACGAUCAGAUUCUUCGGGAAAACGAUCACAGUCGAAAGGUCGAUUAAGGCGAUGACAAACGAAACAUUGACUAACAAUAACCACUGGCACUUCACCGGCAGUUAUUAAGAACCAAUCAGCGUUAAUUUUUGGUCAAACAUGGAAGAUGCUCUUGUCGAUUACAAGUAAAAUCAAGUUUUAAUUGUCAAGCUAAUCGAUUCUUCAUCCAUGCAAUAAUCUGUCUUCGAGCCGCCGCCAUAAACGAAUUCAUAUUUUUGUUAUUUCUCAGAAUUUAAUUAAAGUUCAAAGUGUUUUCACGAGAAUUCAGAUAAUUAAAUUGUCCUUUAAUGGUGAAAAAUUCUAUCGAUAUUUAGAAAGUUAAUUUUUGUAUCGU